AUGUACGAUUCUCUUUCUGAAGCUCAGAGUGUCCUUCACAAACGUGAAGGCGGAAGAGAGGAUUCUGUAAAGAUUGUCAUUCAUGUUAAAGGCAGUACAUCCGCGCCUGAAACUUAUUUUGUGAACGAUUUAGAUCAAGAUAGUACAUUGGAAGAUACACGGAAAUAUUUGUCCAAAUUUGAAGGGAUCUUUAUGGGCCAUAAUGACGUUUUUCGUAAUGUGUUGUCUCGAAAAAUUCCUUAUAGUUACGAGAGUAGCUAUAGAGUCGAGGAUAUUUUGGUUCGAGAAUCUAAUUUUUAUUCUUUGCAUAUUGAAAAAGAUGAAUCAAACCCUCGUGUCCCUGAACUCGUGCGUAGUCUUAAAAUUGAUAGAGGAUAUUAUGAAGAUGGUGAUCAUUCUAUAGCUACAGCAACUAUUCCUGCAUUUUCUAUAAAAGAUUUGCAUACGAAAGACAUUAUUAUCCAAAGUAAAUUUGAACUUGCUUACAAAAAAACAAAAAAAAAUUUCGACCAAUUAUGGAUUGAAAGCUAUGAAAAGAAACAUAUAAAAGAAGGAGAUAAAACUGAAGAAAAUUGUGAAGAGAUAUUAAAUGAAUAUACCAUUAAGUAUUGUCAAACAGGCAAAAUUUCAUUAUCAUGUAACGAGUUGAUACCAACAAAAGAAUAUAUUGAUGCUAUUGAUAAUGCACUAAAGGAGGGUAAUGAUAUUCAAAAAAUAGAGAAUUUGAGACAAGUUGGCAAUGAAUUUGGAUUUUUUGG
Messenger RNA from Racocetra fulgida, 758 nucleotides. Lineage: Eukaryota; Fungi; Glomeromycota; Glomeromycetes; Diversisporales; Gigasporaceae. The record is from the annotation of a GenBank genome assembly.